Messenger RNA from Electrophorus electricus (electric eel), 804 nucleotides. Lineage: Eukaryota; Metazoa; Chordata; Actinopteri; Gymnotiformes; Gymnotidae. The record is from RefSeq and is a predicted model, not a curated record.
GAAUGUAAUCAUGAUAAAGAUGCUGGAAUGAUCUGCUCAGGAGUGAGGCUGGUCAGUGGUCCUCGCUGCUCUGGGAGGGUAGAGGUGCUUCGUGGGAAAACCUGGGCCACAGUGUGUGAUGCUGACUUUGACCAGCAGGAUGCAGAGGUUGUGUGUAGAGAGAUGGGCUGUGGGCCUCCUGUGGAGAUGCUGGGAGCAGCUGCUUUUGGCAGAGGGGAUGGCCAGGUGUGGACAGAGGAGCUUCAGUGUAGAGGCAACGAAUCUAAUAUUUACUCUUGUCCGACAUCUUCAUACAAACACAGUUGCUCUCAUGACAAUGAUGUGGGUCUGUUGUGUGCUGAAUAGAUUGUCUUCACUCUAUUCAUUCUGUCUCCCACAGACAGUGUGAGACUGGUGGAUGGUAGUACUCACUGUGCUGGGAGAGUAGAAGUUCUUCACAGAGGACAGUGGGGAACAGUGUGUGAUGAUGACUGGGAUAUGAGAGAUGCUGCAGUGGUGUGUAGAGAGCUGGGCUGUGGGGAGGCUGUAGAUGUACUGGUUAAUUCUCACUUUGGACAAGGAUCAGGAUUAAUCUGGAUGGAUGAUGUGGACUGUAGUGGAUCAGAGUCUACACUGAAGAACUGUAGAUCAGCAGGUUGGGGUAAACAUAACUGUAAUCAAACUAAAAAUGCUGGAGUUAUCUGCUCAGGAGUUAGGCUGGUUGGUGGUCUUCGCUGCACUGGUAGAGUGGAGGUGCUUCAUGGGAAGACGUGGACCACAGUGUGUGAUGCUGACUUUGACCAGCAGGAUGGGUUGAGACUUUAA